CUACAAGCAGCACACAAUUGCACGGGGAGACACACUACUCAACGAGAGUCGUUACGAACAGUCUUGUUCUUAAUCUUUUUCCAAUUAUUUAAUUGGUCUUUUAUUUCGCAGCCAUAUUCCUGAACAUCAUGGAGGUCGAUGAUAUUGAACAAAAUUUGCUCCAGCAGUUCAGCUGCAUGGGCACGACAGAUCACGAAGUUUUAAUUUCUCAACUAAGAAAGUUGGUUGGAGACGAUGUCAACGAAACAACGGCAUCCUUCUUUCUCGAUAUGAAUAACUGGAACCUCCAAGCAGCCAUUUGUUCCUAUUUUGAAUUUCAAUCCACACACAAACUACCCAAUAUGACAUUGGUUAAAGAUGUCACUAUUGGUGAAGGUGAAAGUGUACCUCCUGAUACCAGUUUCGUCAAGACCUGGAAAGUGGCUAACAACGGAGAUGACAGGUGGCCUGAAGGUAGUUAUUUGGCCUUUACCGGUGGUGUCAACCUAUCUAUGCAAACUGCUGUUCCUGUUGCACCUCUAAAUCCUGGGGAGGUUGUAGAUAUCAGUGUGGAUAUGAAUAGCCCAUCUCUUCCGGGAAUGUAUGAGAGCAAAUGGAGGAUGGCUACACCAAAUGGAUCUUAUUUUGGAGACACAAUAUGGGUGAUAUUGAGUGUUGCAGAAGGAGGAACUCUGGCCCUAACUCAGCAACUUACUCAUUUCAAUGCACUUGGUUCUGUAAUACCCAUUGGUCCCCCUUUUAAUCCAUUUGCUGUGCAAAAUGUUGGUCGAGCACAGCAUUUACACCAGGAUGACGCGCAAAUGGGAUCUUAAAAUUCUCACUAUCUACGUUAUUCUUAUUUGUGAAAGGAAAAAGAGCCUGUUUAUAAUAAUCUUAAAUGAAUGAAAAGUCUAUGAUUUUAAAUU
Molecule: messenger RNA, 905 nt
Organism: Daphnia carinata
Lineage: Eukaryota; Metazoa; Arthropoda; Branchiopoda; Diplostraca; Daphniidae
Product: protein ILRUN-like
Exons: 5
Coding region: 129-812 (227 amino acids)
Biological process (GO): macroautophagy
Cellular component (GO): phagophore assembly site
Molecular function (GO): ubiquitin binding
Source: RefSeq, a predicted model, not a curated record